Molecule: messenger RNA, 822 nt
Organism: Bolinopsis microptera
Lineage: Eukaryota; Metazoa; Ctenophora; Tentaculata; Lobata; Bolinopsidae
Product: phosducin-like protein 3
Exons: 8
Coding region: 22-735 (237 amino acids)
Biological process (GO): protein folding
Cellular component (GO): cytoplasm
Source: RefSeq, a predicted model, not a curated record
UUUGAGUUUAUAGGAUUUGCUAUGCAGAACCCCAACGAAGAUACGGAAUGGAACGACGUUCUACGAAAGAAGGGAAUCAUCCCAGAAAAGGAAAAGGAAUUGGAAGUUACUGAAGAGCAAAUACAAUCGAUGGUGGAAGAUGCAGUACGGAAACAAAUGGGAGGUAAAUUGAUGGAGGAGAUGGACUUGGACGAGCUGGACGAAUUGGAGGAUGAAGAAGACGAGAGAGUGUUCGCUGAAAUCAGAGCAAAGCGAAUUGCGGAGAUGAGAGCAACAGCGUCACUUGCAAAAUACGGAACAGUAAUGGAGAUAACGGCCCCUCAGUACAUUCAAGAGGUGAACAAGGCAGGGGACGGUGUGAACGUUGUUCUUCAUCUUUACAAACAAGGGAUCCCCCUCUGUGCGUUGCUGAACCAACAUCUGACAACACUUGCCCGCAAGUUCCCCGCCACCAAGUUUAUCAAGAGUAUCAGUACUACCUGUAUUCCUAACUUCCCUGAUAAGAAUCUGCCUACGUUUUUCAUCUACAAAGACGGAGAUAUGAAGACACAGAUGGUUGGGGCCGUCACUUUCGGAGGGAUGAAUUGUACUGUUGAUGAGCUGGAAUGGAAGCUGCAUAAAGUUAAGGCAGUCACCUCCACUAUGGAGCGGGACCCCAAAGAGAAGCGCCAUAUUCCCGAUGCCAUGACGUCAGCAAUUCGACAAGCAAACUACUAUGACUCGGAGAGCGACUAGAAGUUUCUAGGAGAAGUGUGGUUAAAAAGUGUGUAUUUGUUGGUUUUGUAUAUUAUCAUGUAUUCUGGUUUACUUUUUACGAGAUGA